This is a messenger RNA of Cylas formicarius (sweet potato weevil), 1768 nucleotides long. RefSeq names its product juvenile hormone esterase-like. Lineage: Eukaryota; Metazoa; Arthropoda; Insecta; Coleoptera; Brentidae. The record is from RefSeq and is a predicted model, not a curated record. The transcript is spliced from 9 exons. The coding region runs from base 130 to 1725 and encodes 531 amino acids.
CUACGUCCAUGGACGCGAAAUUGUUUAUUGCGACUGUUGCAAACAUGGCGGCUUUGAAAAAUUAUCUCGAAACCGGUUAAAUUCGGCAAUCUCGAGUGAAAAUAAGACGAGACACUGAGUAGUAACGUUAUGGACGGUCCCAUAGUAACCAUUAGCGAUGGUAAAGUUAGGGGUGUGGCGGGAAAAAAUAUCUGCGGUGGCACCAUUUACAAGUUCCUGGGAAUACCAUACGCCAAGCCACCGAUAGGAGACCUCAGAUUUAAGGGACCUCAACCGGUGGAACCAUGGGACGGUGUCAAAGAUGCCACCAGGGAUGGCGACGCCUCUCUGAGUCGAGAUAUCUUCCAUUCCGUCGAGAUAAAAGUGGACGGAAGCGAAAACUGCCUGGUGCUGAACGUCUUCACGAAAGAAAUCGAGCCUACGGACAAGCCCAAACCCGUCAUGGUUUAUAUACACGGAGGCGGAUUUGUCUGCGGCAGUAAUAAUACUUCAGUUUACGGACCAGAAUUCUUGUUGACGAGGGACGUCGUCUUGGUAGUGAUCAACUACCGUUUAGGGAUAUUUGGGUUUCUGAGCUCCGACGAUCCGACAUUGGACGUACCAGGAAACGCGGGCCUCAAAGAUCAGAACUUGGCUCUAAAAUGGGUUCAGAAGAAUAUCAAAAGUUUCAACGGGGACCCAGGCAAUGUCACCAUCUUUGGGGAAAGCGCGGGCGGAGCGUCAGUUCAUUUCCACGUGUUGUCGUCGGCAUCAAGGGGAUUGUUUCACAAGGCGAUAUUGAUGAGCGGCGCGGCUCUGUGUCCUUGGGCGCUCGGCCUGCCCAACAUCAAAUUAUUUGCCCAGCAUUUGGGAAAACCGGACGCCAGCGACUCGGAAAUCUUGGCGAGCUUGAAGACGAUGCCUGCCGAAAAAUUAUUCGAGCUGGCGGAAAAAGCACCAGACGCGACGGUGACGGGGCAGCGCCCUCUGGUGCCGGUCGUCGAGAAACCGAACCCGACCGCAUUUCUAACGAAACACCCUUUCGAGAUAAUCAAAAGCGGAGAAUACAACAAAGUGCCGAUGAUGAUCGGAUACGUUUCCCACGAAGGUUUACUUUUGGAAUUUAUGAAGAAAUUAUUUGAUUUGCCCCCAUACCAGUAUAGUAUGGGCAUACCCUGGUUCGUUCGGCCAAACGAGGCCCAAGCUAAAAAAAUUGUGGAAAUUAUGUCACGAACUUAUAAAACGCCCGAAGAAGAUCAUUACAUGCUCGCUAUGGACAGCAUAAUGACAUCCGAAAUUAUAGCGAGCGUUAAACAUCACCUGAAAACGUCUAACGAGAACAUUUUCGUUUACCGAAUAUCCGUGGAGACCAAGAGGAAUUUCUUGAAGUAUAUUAAAAAUCUAAUGGACUUACCAGGCACUUCCCAUGCAGACGAGUUGGCAUUUCUUUUCGACAUCCAGGCCGUUCCGAAACUCGAAAGGGACACUCUGGAGAGCUUGACGGUCGAGAGGUUCGUAAACUUGUGGACGAAUUUCGCGACAUAUGGAAACCCUACCCCCGAGACGGCUUCUCGUUUUGAAAAAGUGGACGCUGUUUGGCCCCCCUCGACAAGUGACAAACUCGUAGCCUUAGGUAUCGGCAAAGACCUGGAGUUGCUGGAAACUUUGCCGGAACAGAAACGGCUGCAAGCGUGGAAAGAGAUUUUCCAGCAGGCCCCGCACACCUUCGACUAUUUAGCGCUGUAGUGAUCAAUAAAGUGGACAAUUAUCAUAUCGGUUUGUCUUUUCA